Messenger RNA from Trichomonas vaginalis G3, 4995 nucleotides. RefSeq names its product ift140/172-related cilium protein family. Gene Ontology annotation, cellular component: intraciliary transport particle B; axoneme; ciliary basal body. The transcript has a single exon. Lineage: Eukaryota; Parabasalia; Trichomonadida; Trichomonadidae. Gene Ontology annotation, molecular function: protein binding. The record is from RefSeq and is a predicted model, not a curated record. Bases 1 to 4995 code for a protein of 1664 amino acids. Gene Ontology annotation, biological process: intraciliary transport.
AUGAAGUUCGAUCUACAGAAUACUAUUAUUCAAGGAUCGAACAAUCCUGAGAAGCGUGUUGUAUUUGUUAGAUGGUCACCAGACGGUGAACGUCUUGCAAUUGGCACCGCUGAUCACAUAGUUCAAUUUUUAACGAUAUCUUCCAACGAAAUCUCUAAAAUUCCGAUCAAAGCACGUGAAGAAGAUGCGAAGAAGGACUUUACUGUAACCGGUUUUGACUGGGCCCCAGAUAGUUCACAUUUUGCUGUAGGUCAAUCUGAUCAGACGAUUGCUGUCUACGAUAUUGGCCCAGCUAAUGCAGUUGACUAUCGUAAGAAAGUUACAAUGAGAGUUGCCACAAAAGGUGCGCCUCUCUGCGUUUGCUGGCCAAAUUCUUCAUCCGGAGAAUUCGCUUAUGGCUUAGCAGAUGGCUCAGUAUUCCUCGCAUUGACAAAACUAAAGAGAGUCGAAGAACUUUACCGCCACAACGCCUCUCCAAUGAGCAUGGCUUCGAAUUUAAGACAAAAUGCAAUUGUUGUUGGACAUCUUGAUGGCUGCGUUUUCAUGGUAAAUCUCGAUAACAAGAGCCGUGUAGUUGCUUUACAGUCUUCUGUUCCUCCGUUAGCCCUUGCUUGGGGUACACAAGUACUUGCAGCAGGCGCUGACCUUCAGAUUGCGUUUUCGGAUGCAAAUGGAGGCAGUAAGAGCGUCGUAGACUUCUCAAAUCAACCAGAUCUUCGUUCAUUUACAGCUGCUACGUUCGAUCCAUCAGGAACAACAGCAAUGGUCGCUGCUCGUAACUCAUUAAUGACAUUUAACUACUCUACAAGUGGCCAGAAGUGGAAUCAGACAAAUAAUAUUCAAUUUGACGGAAUUUAUCAAGUUCCUGAUAUUUCUUGGAGUCCUGACGGCUCAAGGAUCGCUGUUGCCUCUGUAACAGGCUCGGUAUUCAUUAUUUCAGCUUCAAUGGGAUCUUUCCGCUACAAAAAAUUGUUUGAAUGCAUAAAUGUUUCUGGAUCUCAAAUUAAAAUCAUAGAUUUACACACAAAGAAAGAAGUCAACUUAAGAUCAGAAUACAGAAUCCUUACAACUAAUUUCCAACAAGAUCGUUACGUUAUUGUCAGAACUACUCAAUCUUUCCUUGUUGGCGACACAAAGAGUGGCAAGACAUCUGAAAUGCCUGCACCUCUUUGCGAUGGACAGCCUCAAAUCAACGAAAGAUUCGUUUUCAUCGAUGAUAUCGCAGUUUUAGUCUGGAAUACAGGCGAACUUACAGUUGUUGAGCUCGGAAAGACAAAUUCACUCGCUUCUAUCCCUACUCAGUAUGCCAGUUCUUAUUUACUCUCUUUGAGGUUCAAUGCGAAGAUUGGCCGCGGAAAUUCGAAGAUCCUUGCAUACCUCGUCGAUUCUAAGACCACAAGGAUCAUCGAUGUUGAAACACAAGCCCCAAUUGGAACAGUUCAGAUUCAAUCUAAAAUUGACUGGUUGGAACUCAACGUUUCAGGCACAAUGUUGCUCUUUAGAGAUGCCAAGCGCUCCCUUUAUCUCUACAACCUCGUAACAAAGGAAUUGAACGGUUUAAUUAAUCUUUGUUCUUAUGCUCAAUGGGUUCCAGAAGCCAACGUUAUUGUUGCACAGAGCAAGAAAUCUCUUUACGUUUACUACUCUCCAACAUCACCAGAUGAGGUCAAAGUCAUUGAUAUCGAAGGUGAUGUAAUGGAUAUUGCCCGUAGUGGGACAAAAACAACAGUAACAAUCCAGAAUGCUGGUUCUACCUCACAAUUACCACUCGAUGGCGCUUUCAUUGCAUUUUCUGCCGCAAUGGAAUCUAAAAAUCUCCGCCAAUCCGCACAGAUCCUCAUGCAAAUGGAAGAUUCAUGCACCGCGAGAUCAUUAUGGGACGAGUUGGCCACUGCUGCUAUGGAUGGCCAUGAUUAUACAGUUGCAGAAAUCGCAUUUUCCAAACUUGGCGACUUAUCCAAGGCCAGAUUCAUCCACAAGAUCAACAAACUCAUGGAAAAGGAAGGUCCUUCUUCAUGCCAAGUCCAAGCUCACAUUGCAAUGUUACAAUCCAACUACAAACAAGCCGAAUACUGCCUUAUCGAGCACGACCGGAUCGAAGAUGCCUUUAACAUGUACAAAUCCAUGCAGAUGUGGAACGAAUUGCUCGAUCUUGCAGAAUUAAGAUGUCCAUCUCGAGCUCCAGCCUUAAGAGAUGAAUAUUUCAAGCAUCUCAUGAGCACAGGACAAUAUCAGACCACUGCCAGAAUGAAAGCAGCCAAAGGACAAGUUAAUGAAGCUGUUGAUCUCUGUUUGCAAGGCAACAAACCACAAUUGGCCGCCGAAAUCCUUCUCCAACACGAAGACAAGGCCAAUCCACAAUUAUUAUCCCAUGUUGCCGAAGCACUUUCCGGAAAAAGAGACGAUAUCGCCGGCCAAAUCUACGAAAAGCUCGGAAACACGAAACAAGCAUUGGAAAGUUACAGGAAAGGCCAUGCUUAUUUCAACGCCCUCGAGCUUGCCAAAUCGGCUGAACCAGAGUUAGUUGUUCCAAUACAACACGAAUGGGCGGAUUAUUUAGUCCAAACUGGUCAAAACGAAGCAGCAAUUGUUCAUUACGCCGAUGCAGGAGAUUACGGACAGGCAUUGAACUGCGCAAUCAGAGCACAACAAUGGAACCAAGCUGCAGACAUUUUGAAGUCAGUUUCAUCAUCCCCUGAACACAAGAACGACUUGAGACUUAUGUUCUUGAGAGUUGCCCGUCAUUUCGCAUCUCAAAACGAUGUGAACACUGCGGAAGACUUGUUUCUUUCUGUCGAUGCCCACAAAGAUCUGAUAGAAAUGUAUUUGAUGAAUGGAAAAGUCAAAGACGCACAGAGACACGCGAAGAGAUUCAUGAAAUCAGACGAAGCUGACAAACUCUUCAUUGCAACAGCGAAGAAACUCGACAAGAAGCCACAAACAAUGAAGACAGCCGAAGAAAUCUAUUUGGCAAUCAACCAGCCACAACUUGCAAUCGAAAUGUACACAGCUGCUGGAGAUAAUGACUCAGUAUUAAGAUUGUCACAGAAAUACGGAGGAAACAAACAGCAAUUGGAAGAUUUGGCAGCGAAAGCAGAAAGAGAAGGAGACCUUGCAAGUGCGGAAUCAUUCUACAUCAGAGCUGAUAAACCAGAAAAAGCACUGUUCAUGUACCAACAAGAGAAGAAAUGGCAAGACGCGAUGAGAGUGGCCAAAAACUAUGGAAAACCAGGACAGAACCAAGAACUACAAAUCGCUAUACAUUGGGCAAGAGAUAUCGGUGGAGCUGCUGGUGUUCAGAAGCUUGUUUCUCUUGGAAAAGUCGAAGAAGCUUUGUUAUUCUGUUGUGAAAACACAAUGAUUGAUUUUGGACAAACAAUCAUGGAUAACUGCAAGACAAUUUCCAAACAAGUUUUGAACGAAGCGCACUUAAAGAUUGGUUUAUAUCUCGAGUCUAAGAACAAAUUCUCUGAAGCAGAACAGCACUACAUCAUGGCAGAUGCUCCACAAGAAGCAUAUGAAAUGUACACACAUAAUAAGAUGAAUAAUGAUGCAACAAGAAUUGCACAGAAAUACGGUGUUGGAUCUACAACAAACACAGAGAAUUUCACAUCGAAGAAAGACAGUUCUUCACUUACAGGAUUAAAGAAAGGUCUUGCAUUGGAGAACCAAAGAGAUUUCGAUGGUGCAAUCGAUGUUUACUUGAAUAUCUCAGUCCAAGAUUGUGGAAGCGAAGGAAGAUACGACCAAGUUUUAGAUCGCGCAGUGAAAUUAGCAGCAUCAUUCUCACAACAGCGAUUGAAAGAAGUUGUUACACAGGUUGCACGACUUUUACUUUCACUUGGUCGAUCAGCAUCAUUAGGCAAGAUCCUUGAAGGAAUCGAAGCAUACACAGAUGCUGUUGAGAUCUACAAAGACGCGGAGAUGUGGGAAGAUGCUAAACGCAUCUCUGGAUAUCUUGAUCCACCAGAACAAGAACAGUUCAAGCGUGAUUACCAGCAGUGGCUUGCAUCUAAAGGGAACGAGAGCAAACUUAUUGAAACAGGAAAUGUCGACCAAGCUUUAGAGAUGAUUGCAUCUCGCGGUGACUGGGAUAAAUGUCUACAAGAAGCACAGAACCAAGGUCCACAAUAUCUUGAAAAGUACACUAUGAAAUACGCUCAAGUUUUAGUUGAUAACCAAGAUUUCGACAAAGCUAUUUCAAUUUUAGCUAAAUACUCACCAAGUACAAACACAUCAUCUAUUCCUGCAUACAUCAGUCUUUGCCAGGCAACUGUUUAUGGUGUUCAUAACUACGACAACCUUCCAAAGACAUUCUUUGAUUUGAGAACUAUGAUGUUUAAGAUUGUUCGUAGCUCAUCUAAUGCAGACAAUAAGUUGAUCAACAUGACACGUGCCGUUCAUUUACUUUGCAUGCGUAACACAUUGAUGCAGUUAGGAAUGAGUGAUUUAGCAUCCAAAGCAAGUGUCUCUAUAUUGAGAUAUUCCGAUAUUGUUCCUGCCGAUUAUUUGUUCUAUAAAGCCGGAGAAUCUAUGGAGAAAGAGAAUAAUCUCGAUGCCGCAUUAGUUUUCUAUAACAGAUUCAUCGAUAUUGCCGAUGCUUUGUCAUCUGGCCAAAACAACAUUGACCAGACAGCAUUCACACAAACAGACAUUCCUAAGAAUUUGUGCUUGAGGAAAGAAUUGUCCGUUUCACAGGAUAUCGCAGACCGAAUCAGCCAAUGGGCAUUGGACCAGACAGUCAAUGGUAAGGUUGACGGCAAAGUUCCAAUGGAUACAUGCCCUAAGUGUCACAGACAGAUGUAUGCUGCUGGUUUAGUUUGCAACAGCUGCAGAUCAUCAUUUGAUUUCUGCCACAUCACCGGAUAUCCAGUCAUCAACUCCGCACAGUGCACUGCAUGUGGUGCCACAGUCAACAGAUCAGAUUGGGAUAGAUACAUCUCGAAGACUGGAAGAUGUCCAUGCUGCAACUCUCCACAAACAGCCGGUAACUAA